AUGGCUUUUGUUAAAGUUGUUAAAAACAAAGCGUACUUUAAAAGAUACCAAGUGAAAUCCAAACGUCGACGACAGGGAAAAACUGACUUUUAUGCUCGUCAUGCUCUAAUUCACCAAGAUAAAAAUAAAUAUAACACACCGAAAUAUCGUCUUAUCGUUCGAAUAACCAAUAAAGAUAUCAUAUGCCAAAUUGCUUACGCAAGAAUCGAAGGCGACUAUAUCGUCACAUCAGCUUAUGCACAUGAAUUACCACGUUAUGGCGUUAAACUUGGUCUUACCAACUAUGCAGCUGCCUAUUGUACCGGUUUACUUUUAGCCCGACGAACACUGCAAAAGCACAAACUUGACAGUGUCUAUAAAGGUACAACUGAUAUAACAGGUGGUGAAUUCGAAAAUGAGCCAGUUGAAGGAGAAAAACGUCCAUUUCGUUGUUAUCUCGAUGUUGGAUUAGCCAGAACAACGACUGGUGCCAAAGUUUUCGGUGCACUGAAAGGUGCCGUAGACGGCGGACUCGAUAUUCCACAUAGUACUCGCCGUUUUCCCGGUUACAAUCGCGACGGUAAAAAAUUCGACGCCGAUGUUCACCGUCAACAUAUAUUUGGUCUACACGUUGCCAACUACAUGACAUCAUUGAAAGAAGAGAAUCCCGAUGCUUAUGCCAAACAAUUUUCCCGUUUUGUCAAAGCCGGUAUUCAACCGAGUUCGUUUGAGGCUUUGUACAAAGCGGCACAUGCAGCUAUUCGUGCUGAUCCGUCUCCAUCUCCACGAAAAGAAAAGAAAGCUGAUGCACCAAAAGCCAAACGAUGGAAUAAAGUACGACUUGCUCGAUCAUCGCGUAGAAAUCGUGUUCAACAACGUAAAACAGCUUUUCUCAAGUCAUUACAGAGCGGCAAUGCCGAGUAG
Adineta ricciae is the source of this 903-nucleotide messenger RNA. NCBI's taxonomy places the organism in Eukaryota, Metazoa, Rotifera, Eurotatoria, Adinetida, Adinetidae. The record is from the annotation of a GenBank genome assembly.